GGGGGGUGAAAGACAAAACUUCAGACGAAUAGCCUGAGAGAGAGAUUCGUUCGUCGAUUCUCGUUUUGUUUACGAAUCGGAAGUCUGUUGUAUUAGGUUUGCUCAUUCCUUAAUUCGAGAGAGAGAGAGAGAGAGAAAAUGGCACUGAAGUUUUUGAACAAGAAGGGAUGGCACACGGGAAGCCUAAGGAACAUAGAGAACGUGUGGAAAGCGGAGCAGAAGCACGAAGCCGAGCAGAAGAAGCUUGAGGAGCUUCGCAAACAGAUCCAUGAGGAGCGUGAACGCUCCGAGUUUCGUAUUCUUCAAGAGAAAGCUGGCCUCGUUCCUCACCAGGAGAGGCUGGAGUUUUUGUACGAUUCGGGGUUGUCCGUUGGAAAGUCUUCCAAUUCAGAAGGAUUCAAGUCUCUUGAAGGGUUUCCCAAAUCCGAAUCAACAGAUGCACCUUCCUCCUCUGCUUCUGCUUCUAAGCAGGAGGGGGCAAGUGUGCCUGGAGCUUUAUUCGAGGACAAGCCUCAAUCUGCCAAUGAUGCUUGGAGGAAGCUCCAUUCUGACCCCUUGCUCAUGAUUCGCCAACGCGAGCAGGAAGCACUUGCAAAGAUCAAAAACAACCCUGUCAAGAUGGCUAUGAUCAGAAAAUCAGUCGAAGGAAUGGAACACAAUGAGAAAGCUCAUAGUAAAAUGGAAAAGCGGAAAAAGCACCGUUCUAAUAAAUCAAAGCAUAAAAAACAGUCAGAUUCAGAAGAUGACACUGUUGAAAGGAGAAAAAGAAAGACUGCUGAUGAAGAUUUUGACAAGUAUCACAAGGCUCGAUCAGAUUCAGAGUAUGAAUCGGGUGAAGGAGAAAGGAAAAAAAAGAGGAAUCACUACGAAGACAAAAAAUACAGAGAAAGGUCACCUAGGCACCAUUCAGAGUAUGAAUCAGGUGAAGGAGAAAGGGAAAAAAAGAGGAAUCACUACGAAGACAAAAAAUACAGAGAAAGGUCACCCAGGCACCACCACAGGCAAAGAGAUGUCAAAGACUAUAAAGAAGAUGCUGAUGACAGAAAUUAUAACAAGUCCAGGUCAGAAAGAUAUGCUUCAGAAGGUCAGUCCAAACUUGAUGUCCCUAAAAGGGGGAGUGGGAGCUUACCCGAAGCAAGCUUCAAUGGAUCUUCCACUACUUCACUUGAACAUGGAUCACACUAUAAGCGGAGAAAUGUGGCUCCUAAGCUUUCAGAGGAAGAGCGAGCUGCUAAACUUAGGCAGAUGCAACUUGCUGCUGAGUUGCAUGAAGAGCAGAGAUGGAAACGUAUAAAGAAGGCUGAGGAGACUGAUGCACGGGAAGCAAUCCAGAGCAGUAAUUCUGGUGGCAAGAAUUUCUUGGAUGCUGCUCAAAAAAGUGUAUAUGGUGCUGCUGAAGGGGGCAGCUCUUCCAUAGCUGAGAGUGUCCGUCGUCGGACACAUUAUUCUCAAGGCAGAACUGCAGCUGAAGGCAAUGCAUUUCGGCGGUGAUCAACUUGGAUGCUGGAUGGUUUGAUCACUCAUUCUAAUUAUCUCAAUUGUCUCCAGACCUCUCUUUCAUGUGCUUUUUUCCAUGUACCAACAUUUAUUCCUUCCGUGUAUCAUUAUGUGAAAAUAAUCCCUCGUGAUUCUAAUUUUCCAAGCAUUCAUACUGCUCAUUUCUGUUUGGUUAAUGCAUG
Gastrolobium bilobum is the source of this 1679-nucleotide messenger RNA. RefSeq lists its product as uncharacterized. The transcript has 4 exons. Bases 139 to 1491 code for a protein of 450 amino acids. The record is from RefSeq and is a predicted model, not a curated record. Lineage: Eukaryota; Viridiplantae; Streptophyta; Magnoliopsida; Fabales; Fabaceae. Gene Ontology annotation, cellular component: U2-type spliceosomal complex. Gene Ontology annotation, biological process: mRNA splicing, via spliceosome.